This is a messenger RNA of Eriocheir sinensis (Chinese mitten crab), 5863 nucleotides long. RefSeq lists its product as uncharacterized. The transcript is spliced from 10 exons. Gene Ontology annotation, molecular function: protein binding. Gene Ontology annotation, cellular component: P-body; cytosol. Gene Ontology annotation, biological process: neurogenesis. The record is from RefSeq and is a predicted model, not a curated record. Bases 1286 to 4990 code for a protein of 1234 amino acids. Lineage: Eukaryota; Metazoa; Arthropoda; Malacostraca; Decapoda; Varunidae.
UCAGACACCAUCACCUCCUCCUCUUCCUCCUCCUCCUCCUCCUCGUCCUCCUCCUCCUCUCCUUCAGUAUACAACAGGAGAGAGAGAGAGAGAGAGAGACCGAGGCAGGCUGUGUGUUCGUGCGUGUGUGUGCGCGUGCCUCAGUGAUCCUAGCAGCUCGCCGCUCAGUGCCGUAGGACGCGUAGGACCCCGCCAGGAGGCCCAGCGUGUCCCAGCAGGAGUAAGGACCCGUAGGACUCCCGUAGGUCACGCCACACACACCCUGGACGGAUUUCAGGACCCGACAGCAUCCUACAAGAUUAUAAAACAGCCUACACUACUAUACAACUGCCUGCAACAGCUUAAUUACAGCCUGCAAGACCUUAAAACCAGUCUGCAGCCCCGUGAUACAGCCCACACCUCGAGAAGAGCCUACACCAGCUUAGAGUAGCCUACAGUAUCUUGAGCACAGCCUACAACAGCCUUUUAGCAAUACAGUACAGCCUGCUCCCUACACCACAUUAAAAGCAGCCAACAACCUUUUAUCAGUUCCCAGCAAGCCCACUGCGACGCUAUAUAAAAGCCUCCACGUUCCAUAGACCUUCAACAGCUUGGAAGAACCUAAAAAGCAACAUUUAGCGGGUUACAAAGCAGCCAAGAACAGCCUUUUAGCAAUACCCCGCAAGCCCGCAGUGGUCCAUUAAAAAUCAGCAGAAACUUCGAACGAGAAACUUUGAAAAAUAAAAAUGGACUGAAAAAAAAAGGGCAUCAAAAGGAAUAUCAGAGGAAAACAAAAGAGUAAAUAGAAAAGGCAAAUACAGAAGACUUAAAAGAAAGGAGAAAAACUUAUCCCGAAGAAAAAGUUUAAAGAGAAAUUUAAGGAAGCGAACGGAACGGCAUCCAACAACUCAACAAACAAACAGAUACACAAACAAGGAGGAGCCGCAAGAAAGAGAAAAAAAAAACUAGUCCAAAAAAAUAAACAAGAUAAGCAAGUGGCAAGAGGAGACUUUGUAAAUAAACUGGAGGAAAAGAAAUAAACAACAAGAACAACAACAACAAUAAAAAAGAAAAAAAAAUCAAGACCUUCCUAUAUUUUUUUCUCAACAUCAAGAAAAGAAAAAAAAAAUGGAAGAAAAAUAAACUAACCAGAAGGAACAACAAAAACAACAACAAAAUUUCUUAAACUAACAUCAAAACCGAUCUAACUCCUCCUCCUCUUCCUCUUCCUCUUCCUCCUCCUCCUCCUCCUCCUCCUCUUACAGUACCAACAAGUCUCAGGAAGGAAGAGUGAGGCUCCCUCAACAUGGCGACGUGGGCAGCCAAGUCCGCGAUCCAGGGUAGUUACUUUAGUAGCGAGAGUGACAGCGCCUCCUGCCUCUCCUCCGCCCCCUCCUCGCGGCCCCCCACGCCCACCACCACCACGCCCACCACGCCCACUCUCCCCUCGCCCUCCACGCCCUCGCCCGACACCACCAUCGAGGAUUGCAUGGAGGACAGCGGCUUCCAGGACUGGAUGGCAGAGAUGCAGCUGGGCGUGACGGGGGACAUGUCGGUGGUGGAGAGGCUGAAUUACCUUCUUGAUACCGGCCAGUUCGCGGACGUCAACAUACGCGUCGGUCAAGGCAACAAUGUAUCGGUGUUCAAGGCUCACCGGCUUCUCCUGGCCACGGCGAGUCAGCCCUUGUAUCGCCUGGUGCAGCAAGCUACCCCCGGCCCCGGCCCCAACGACAUGUCCACCCUCAGGAUCACCGACAUGAAGCCCGUGGACUUUGAGAACAUCUUGAAGUACAUCUACACGGACCAGGUAGCGUGCGAGAACAUCAGCGUGGCCUUCGCACUCCUGAGGGCCAGCCGGAAGUGGGGUCUGGCGGGGCUGGGCAUCAAGUCCCUCACCUACCUGGAAGAGUUCGUCGACCACUUCGAACCCACGACGGAGGACUCGAAGGACAACCUCUUUGACCUCCUGGUGCUAUCGGAGGACACACUGGCCGAGCUCAACGCGAAGUGCUGGCAGAUCCUCUUGAAGAACUCCACCACCGUGAUCCCUUGCAACGGCUACCUGAACCUGGACAAGCCGAUGGUGCAGAAGGUCAUUUGCCACCCUGACCUGAAGAUUGAGGACCAGUUGAAGCUCUUUGAGGCUAUCCGUGACUGGGGACUUCGCUACAUCGAUCAACAAGGCCUCCCGCUCACGGCUCUUGGCACGGCGGUUGAGGAGCUAAUCAAGGCGGUGGAUUUUGAGAAGAUUAGCGAUUCGGACUUCCUGAGCACCGUCCUGACCUCCGAGUGUUUGGGUAAGGCCGAGGUCAUCGCGUUCUUCAUGACCCACGGCCUGGAUAUCCCCCGCAAGCUGGACUUCAACAAUAACAAGCAGCUCCCCUUCUGGCUCACCUUCUGUGCCACGUCAGGCCGCGUCAGGAACAACCGGAGCAAGAACUGUACCAAGCGGCUCUCCUCCUCCUCCUCCUCCACUACCUCCUCCCCCUCCUCCCUCGCCCCCGUCAGCGAAGCUCUCACAAGUAUCUGCUCCCUCACCCAGAACGGCUCGGUGCUGGAGUUCAACAAGGUGUGCCGCUUCAAGAAGGGCUACAGGUGUCCGCCCAAAGAGAUCUACCAGGAGCACGAGUUGAGGUUCCGUGUUGACAAGAACGUGAAGCUGCUUGGUGUGGGCUUCGGGUUCCUGUUCACACCCACGGACAUGGGCCUCAACAUCCACUGCCAGGGCCCGUGGGAGACCAGGCAGUGGACAGACAUCAUACAGUCGUACGUGCGUUUCUCAGGCGAAAAGACAGAGACGGCUGACGUGCGGCUCAUGUUCCUGCACCCGGUGAGGAUAGAGGCCAACCAGAGCUACAAGGUGGUGGUCAAGAUGGUCCGCAUGAGCCACGGCAGCAACGAGGUGGAGCUGUGGGGCGGCACCGGCGGUGUGCACUGCGUGGAGACGGAGGACGCCGAGUUCUCCUUCAUCAAGGCGGCGGUGGACCCCGACAAGCGCGUGGAGGAAGAGGACGGCGACACCAAGCCCGGGGUCAUCACGGAGCUGCUCUACCGCCUGGACACCGGCGACCCCGAGCCCCCGCCCACCACGUCCUACAGGCGCCGCCGUCCCCAGCCCGAGGAGGAGGUCACGUCUCCCCCCGCCGUGCACAGCAACCCCUGGCGCCAGCGCGCGCGGCCUGACUCCCUCCGGAUCCCCGAGAACCCCUACUCCAGGCGGCGCUCCCCGGGCGACGAGGCCAAGACCCCCGAGUCGACCUCCCCCCGGCGGAGGGAGCGGCCCCCCGUGGAGGAGUACAAGCCCACCAGCUUCUCCACCAACCGCUGGGCACGGCCCAAGCCCAAGGAGGAGGUCGAGGAGUACAAGCCCACCAGCUUCUCCACCAAUAGGUGGGCGCGGCCCAAGCCCAAAGAGGAAGCCGAGGAGUACAAGCCCAGCAGUUUCUCCACCAACAGGUGGGCGAGGCCCAAGGAGGACAAGAAGGACACGACGGAGACGCCCACGGAGAGGAAGAGGUCCGCCCCUGAGGAGUACAGACCUUCCAGCUUCUCCACCAACCGCUGGGCGCGGCCUAAGGACAGCAGCACAAGCGGCGCCAACACGGAGACGGAGAGGAAGACGUCCGCCCCGGAGGAGUACAGGCCCAGCAGCUUCUCCACCAACCGCUGGGCGAGGCCGCGGGAGGACGGCAGCGCCGCCAAGACGGAGGCGGAGAGGAAGACCUCCGCCCCGGAUGAGUACAACCCGAGCAGCUUCUCCACCAACCGAUGGAGUACCAAACCCAAAGAGGAGGAGGCCGCCACAGACGCCUCUCGCAAGACCUCCACAGACGCCUCCCGCAAGACCUCCACAGACGCCUCCCGCAAGACCUCCACAGACGCCUCCCGCAAGACCUCCACCGAGGACAGCAGCAGGUGGAGGACGCGGCCGCAGGAGGAGGCCAAGGACACGCCCUUCGGUGCGCGGCGGCGGCCCAGCACCAAGCCGGAGGACACGACCUCCAGCCACCCGUUCGCGCGGCGGCGAGAGUCGCGGGACUCCAACGCUGACGUGCCUUUCUUCCUGCGCAAGACGGACGACAGCAAGCCGCCGACAGCGUCCUACGGCAGGAGCAGCAGGCUGGGCAGCUCCUUUACCACCACCACCGGGCCCUCCUCCUACUCCACCCCCUCCGCCACCACCACCACUUCCACCUCCUCCUCCUCCGCCGCCGACACCAAGCCCGCCGGGGACACUACCUUCCACAGCCGGUUCCUCCGCCCCAGCGGGUCGUCGGCCGCCUCGCCCUACUCGUCGUCCCGCUACGGCUCGGUGCGGGAGUCGUCCCUCUCCCGACUCCGGGACACCUCCCUCCCGCGCUACACCUCCAGCGGCGGCUACCUCAGCAGGUAUGACUCCCCCUCAGACCCCCCCCCUAGCAGGGCCGCCGCCCCGAGCAGCAGCAGCAGCAGUAGGUACGGCAGCGGGGACGCGCGUGCUGCCUCGCCGCACGCCCCCCGCAAGAACCUCCGCUACGGCACCGCCGCCACCAGCUCCGGCAGCAACCUGCUGGCCCUCAGCAGCAGUUCCUUCGGCCUGGGCGGCGGCGGCGGCGGCUCGCAAGGCAGCAGGGCUGUGGACAGGUACGGUGGCGUCAGCAGGUACGACAGCAGCAGCGGCAGGUACGGGUCCACAGCAGGCGGCAGCGGCAGGUACGGCAGCACGUGCGGGCCGAGCAGCGCCACCGCCGGCAGGUACGGCUUGUCCAGCAGCGGCGCCGGUGGCCUGCCGCCCUACAGUGCCAAGGCUACCUCGGGCACUGCAGGCCCCUCAGGCAGGUACUCAUCACGAGGGGCCACGGACACGCUGGGCAGCACGGCCAGGUACGGGGCCUCGGGGACCGCCAGACACGGCAGCGGCAGCGGCGGGACAGCCGCCUACAGCAGGGCGGCGCCGGGCAGCAGGUAUGGCAGCAGCGGGUCCUCCAGCAGGUACACCUCCCCCGCCCCCGCCGGCCCCUCGGGCAGGUAGACACCGGCACCGCCAGACAGGUGACUUGCACCAGCGCGGCCCACCUCUGCUGCUGCCACCACCCACACACACACCCAAGGUCCUGGUGCUUCCCAUACGCGUGGGUCACCGAGACAGUCCCGCCAGCCGCCACACCCAAUCACGCCGCCAACACGUCCAUCUUUGGGGCUUCCGUGAUGGGGCCUCCAAAUCCGUUCGGCUGUCCAUAUACAGCUGGGCCUGAUCUGCGCAUGCGCAGAACCAAAUAUUUGCUUACAAAGUUUGUUGUUAAAGAGAGGCUGUCCAAAAAUAGUCCGGCAAGAUGACAUCAAAAUUCACCCCCGAGCCUUCCCUCCACACUCUCAGGCACACCGCUGGGAGGAACACUGCUGUUGGAGAGAGAUAUCACGACCACUGGAGAAGAGUCACCAUUGGAGGAGUUUCUCAGUCUUAAUGUUUCCACUCGCUUCCUGGUAGUUUGUCUGUCUGUCCGUAGCGCUUGCCCAGGCUCAUCACGACGCCGCGGGAAGGAAGGGCUGAUGCAGAGGUCAAGAGGCGACGCCCGUGAUGACUGAUAGCUAGUGAUGAGUGCUAGAUAGUGAUGAUGAUGAUGAUGAUGAUAACCCUCCUCAGUAUUACAUGUCCUUGUAGCUCGUUGUGUGUGUGUGUGUGUGUGUGUGUGUGUGUGUGCGUGUGUGGUGUCUUUAUCUUAUUGGAGUAUACAUUGUGUGCGUGCGUGUGUGUGUGUGCGUGUGUGUGUGUGUGUGUCUUUACCUUAUUGGAGUAUACAUUGUGUGUGUGUGUGUGUGUGUGUGUGUGUGUGUGUGUGUGUGUGUGUGUGUGUGUAGUCAGGGCGCCCCACUAAGUCCUCCAUAAAGCUGUGAACACCGAAUA